AUGGUCCUCGUGAAGACAGCCCUCUUCGCCUCCGUGGUUAUCACGGCGGUCUCUGCCUUUACAUCGCCCAAGACACUCGAUUCAAAUUCCGUCAAGGCCAUUGCUGGCAGUCUCGCUUUCGGUGCCAUGUCUUACUACAGCGGCAAUGUCUCCAGUGAUCCCAAGAUGGUCGGCGACCUCCCGGACCCAUACUACUGGUGGCAAGCCGGCGCACUCUGGGGCAUCAUGAUGGACUACUUCCACUACACCGGUGACCCAACCUACAACGACGUCCUCACCCAAGCCCUCACAGCCAAGGUCAACACAGGCCCCAACCACGAUUUCAUGCCGCCCGAGCACGAGCUCGAAGAAGGAAAUGAUGACCUCGGCUUCUGGGGCUUCGUCGUAAUGUCCGCCGCCGAGCGCGGCUUCCCGGACCCCGCCGCCUCCACCGGCGCGCCCCCCUGGCUCCAAAUGGGCCGCAACAUCUUCAAUUCGCUCGCGGGGCGUUGGAACUCAACGCACUGCGGCGGCGGGCUUCUCUGGCAAAUCUACGAGAACAACCCCAACGGCCUAAACUACAAAAACAGCGUCAGCAACGGGGGCUUCUUCCAGCUCGCCGCCCGGCUCGCCGCCGCGACCAACGACUCGCGCUACGCCGAUUGGGCCACCUACGUCUGGGACUGGUCCGCCGCCGUGGGAUUCCUCGACGCCGACCUCAAAGUCUACGACGGCGCCGACUCCCGCGACAACUGCACAAAGACGAAUCACCUCUCCUUCACCUACUCCACGGGCAUCUACCUAUACGGCGCCGCCGUCAUGGCAAACCACACGGGCGACGCCCUCUGGCGGGACCGCGCGACCAAAAUGCUCGCCACGGCGCGCAAAAGCUUCUUCUCGCCCGCCGAGAACAGUACCAACAUCAUGUACGAGCCCGCGUGCGAGCCGGUCGGCACAUGCAACACGGACAUGAAGAGCUUCAAAGGGUACCUCUCCCGCUUCCUCUGGCAGUCGGCUACCGUCAUGCCGGAGCUCCUGCCCGAGGUCAAGGAGAUCCUGGUCCCGAGCGCGCUCGCCGCGGCCAGAGUAUGCGAGGCCACGGCGAGCAACGUGAUAUGCGGGCAAAGGUGGUACCUCGACGGCGACGACGGCAGCUACGGCCUCGGCCAGACCAUGAGCGCACUCGAGAUCAUCCAGGGUCUCGUCGUUAGUCAGUAG
This is a messenger RNA of Colletotrichum orchidophilum, 1197 nucleotides long. Its product is annotated as glycosyl hydrolase family 76. Gene Ontology annotation, biological process: carbohydrate catabolic process; fungal-type cell wall biogenesis. Gene Ontology annotation, molecular function: mannan endo-1,6-alpha-mannosidase activity. The coding region runs from base 1 to 1197 and encodes 398 amino acids. The transcript has 3 exons. NCBI's taxonomy places the organism in Eukaryota, Fungi, Ascomycota, Sordariomycetes, Glomerellales, Glomerellaceae. The record is from RefSeq and is a predicted model, not a curated record.